CGCCUUUUACGAUUUAUAUUUUGUUUAUUGUUUUUCAUUCAUUAUUUGUGAGAUUUAUUGUUAAUUAUGUAUCGCAAAUACAAAAAACGUGGCCAGAAGCCACUAAAUACCAUCGAUGAAAAUAACUCAAUCAAGAUACCACUUCCGGCGGACAACGAAACCGGCAACAAAACGGAUGUUUCUGUGGCACCGACUUCUAGUGGAAGCGAGGAGAACAUACCGGCCUCCCAGGAGCAUACGCAACGCUUUCUGUCACAGCAUAGUGCCAUCCUGGCCGCGACUCUGGGGCGCACACAGUCCUCCAGCCGAAACCUUAGCCUGUCGCGGCAGCCAAACAACUUCUUCGAGCUCGUACUGAUACGAGCCGGGGUACAAUUGGACCAGGGCGACACCCUUGUGCUGUCCUGUGACCAUGUCUCGAUAGUUUCAAAGUUGCGAGACAUGUUCAUGAGUGCCCCGUCCUAUGCGGACAAGUUGGAGACCUUCAAGGCAGGUCUCAACUCUGCCAUGGGGCCCAAGUCCAAAUUGUCGCAGAAACUUCUCACUGGCUGUACUGUGGAUGCAGCCGGGGAGGAACAAAUAUAUCAGUCGCAGAACAGCAUGUUCAUGAACUUUCUUAUGAUCGAUUUUAUGCGGGAUCCGUGCCUGGAGGUGCUACUGAACAGAAUGGAAGAGGUGGCCACAUCGGACCAAGUAAUCAAGGGCCAGGGUGCUAUUGCAAUGCCUUUGCUGCCCCUGAUGAUGGCCCAGAUGCGCUACCUGACCCUUUCCCACAAGGACCAGAUCUAUAAGCGCAUCGAGGGUAUCUUCAACAGAGCCACCGACUCGUCUAAGUUGGAUAUCAUAAGCAAUGCCGAGUUUAUGCUGGAUGCCAGCAUGCACGACGAAUUUGUCGAGCUGCUCUUUAUAAACUAUUCCUGCAGCGAACAGCUAUUUAAUAUGACCACUGUGCACACAUUGAGUAACCUUUCGCUCUCAGCCAAGACCCAAGACAAGCUGCGCUUGCGCAUUCUAGAGUUCACUACAAGUGGCACCUGUCCAGACUCGACAUUGCCCCACCUCAUCCGACUUUUGUUGAACAGUCUUAUACUGGACACAGAUGAUAGUGUGCGGGAGAUGGUUUCCACACUGCGAGAAAUAUUUAACUGGCGUCACAGAGCUCUUAACGACAGCAGCGCACCGACAGCCAACGACAAGAAGUCGCAACUGGAACUUUUUGGCUUUCUGAAACUAGGCCUGAUACGCUCCCAUCGAUUUUAUCAAAUGUGGCAGAGACUAAUAGCAACUUUGCCUGCAGACGGAUUCACCGCCCUUGACUUAAUAAUGAUUUUGUUGCUGAUCCAUGUGAAUGAAGAUAACUCCCUGUAUAUCGAGAAUAUUCUUCGUCGUCGAAUAAAGCUAAACCAAAUCACAGUAAACAUUCUAGAGGACGUUAAACAGCACUAUCCGCACAUUUUGGAAAAAAAUAUUAGCACACUUAUGCACAUCCUGCACGACUUCAUGUGCGAAAAGAAUGCAGCUGUGUCAGAGUUUGCAAAAUCUUCGUAUAGCGUACUCUUCAAGAUUUUUACCACAAUUCAGAAGAAUAUUCUGAGGAAGCUACUUGAUCUUGCCUGUGACAAAUCCUCGCAACACCUUACCACAAUGGCCCUGCAUUUGCUGCGCGAGCUGCUGCGCAAGAGCUUCAAGGAUGUGCAGAACUGCGCGUCUCUCUUCCUGCCGAUGCUGGAUCGGUUGAGUGACUUAACACUGCCGCAAACUCGCCUGGCUAUGGAAGUGCUAUGCAACUUGGCUUUUCCGGAGCCAAAACUACCCGAGUCACUGCCGCUCCAGGAGCAAGUCGAAAUGGUGGUGAAGAAGCAGCUGAUCAAUCGCACUGAGUAUGUGAAGAAGCAAGGCAUCAUUGGCAGCGUGCAGCUAAUUAAUGCCAUUUCGUGCACUGAGGAACGCAGCUUAGACGACGGGGACGAGGACUUUUCCCCCGCCGUGGAUUCCAUAGACGGUUUGCCCGACGGUCGCUCCAAAGUAGCAGCCAACUUGAUAACUCUCACCGAAUCAUCCAUCAUUAACAGUGCUGAGUCUCUGGCGCUGUUCUAUGAAGAGUUGGCCACCGUUAUUUCUCAAAGAUGUCCCAUAUCUUCAUAUUGGAACGAUAAAUACUUUACCAUGUGGCUCUGUGAACUGAUGACCUAUCGCUUUCAGCACAACUUCGCUACCGAGACAAUUCCAAAGCCGAUCAAUGGCAUCCAGCUGGAAUAUCAAAAGAAUAUCAACGAACUGGACGAAUCGAUUGUAAACAUAGAAUCGGACGUUCUUGGCAUUGCCAUAAAUAUAUCCGAGCUUGUACUCUCGCCAAAAACUGAAGCCUCUGGAUCUAUAUAUGUAAUGACGCCUCUGUUUUACCUUGUGAGAAUGCUAAACCAAAAUUGCUACCGUGGCAGCCUGGAUGUGAUUAAUGCCUUACUUGGCUGUGCAAUUGUACUGCCCUCGUUCUUCGAGGACGAAAACUACAUGGCCAUCUUCGACAAUUAUGACGAGCAGCAGCAGAAACAUAUUCUUAGCAUUUAUUUCCAUACUAUCAACUGGAUAAGGGUAACAAUCAGUGCGUUCGCAGCUCAGAUUCAUCGUGGCACGCGCGAACGAGUGUUGCUCCGUUUGGGUGAAUUGAUACGCAUGGAGCAAAGGGUCAAGUCGCUAUUGACCCAUGCACCUCCUAACUUUGUAGUUCCUCCAUAUCAGUUCCUCGACUGUUCAAAACAGAAAGCUACGCUGCACAAACGGCAAGGUGGUAAGCCUGGAGCCAAGGCCCAUGAAACCGCACUGGAGGAGGACGAAAUCUGUAAUAUAACCACACUAGUGGACUUAACCCUCAAGGUGGCUCCCUGCAAGACAAACAAAACCAAAAUUGACUUUGAGCAGUUGUACGGACCACGGGAGAAGUACAGACCAAUGGAUGUGCGCAUCUUGGUGUUACUGGAGAAGCAAGAGCUAUCCUUGAACUAUCCACUGGAGGAUAAGGAAAAAGGCAACGCUUUAGGGUUGUUGGAGCUUCGUUUCCUGCUUGAAGAUGUGGUCCAAAAACUGAAAGCUACAGUCCAUGACCAGCAGGACUCCUUGGAUUCAGUGUUUCUCCAUCCGCAUCGUAUCAGUCCGGAGAGCUUCUUACAUGAUAUAUGUCAGUCGAUGAUUGAUUUAAAUAAUCACCUAAAAGUCCUAGCCAAGGCCAUAGAUGAGGAGUUGGCCAAUGUCAACCAUGUGUAUAGCAAUUUGGAUCUGUUCAAGGAACGAUUCAACUAUAUAAAAACCUGCUUUGGCCUAUGCAUUCAAUAUUUUUCCUUAUACUUCUCCUGGGGCGGAUGGAGCGAUGAGUCAAAUUCCAAACAGCUGCACGAAUCCCUGUACAUAUUGCAUACAUCACGUCUGCCGGGUCUAAAUGUACCGACAUAUAAAAAGCAAACUAUUCCCCAACUGGCCACCUUGAAUUUCGACUACUUUUUAAAGUACGAGAAAUCGGUACUAAAUCUGAGUACGGCGGUUCAGCUGCACCGACUGCUCUGCAGUUUGCGGACACUGGGAGGAGGUUGGGGCGAUGCCAGUCAGACGAGAUUCCGGCUAGCCGAAGACACACGCGUACUCUGUGACAAGUUUCUGCGUCGUAAGUGGUUCCACUUCUCAAGCAACUUGGACAAAGGAGCUCAGUGUAAUAUAUACCUAGAUGAGCUGGUUAAGGGCUUCCUUAAGAACUCUACCUCUGCGCGGCAGAACGAACUUCUGAAUGAGCUCAUCAAGGAGUGCAAAAUACUAAAUACAAAGGACAAGGCACUGAUAUCCUUUCCAAAUUUCAAGAAAGCCAACUUUCCGCUGCUGUUUCGGGGAUUGUGUGAAGUGCUAAUACACUCGUUGAAUGCUCAACUGAGCGCGGAAAAAGAAGGGGACAGCCUGAGACUGUGGGAGUCUACAGUAAACUUGUUGAAUGGAUUGCUUAAUAUUGUGCAGCUUGUGGAGCAGCCACGCAAUUUCGGAUUAUUCCUCAAGCAUUCACAGCUUUUUCUGAAGCUUUUUCUGCAGCGUGGUAUGUCCGUGCUGGAGACCAUAGUGCGCCGGGAUCCUGAUAGGCUCACAAAGUUUCUCCAAGAGCUGCAGAAGGUGACCAGGUUCCUGCACCAGCUAUGCUGUCAUUCAAGGUCCAUCAUAAAUACCGCCAUCAUAAGCUACAUUCCCAGUCUUCGCGAAACCAUAGAAACUCUGAUAUUUCGAGUCAAGGCUCUCCUGGCAGUCAACAACUGUAACUCCGCCUUCCACAUGGGAAAUAUGAUCAACAGAGAUCUCCAUGGAUAUUCUAUCGUCACGCCAGUGGGCUCCUUCAUCAGCGAGGAGAACAGCGACGAAGAGCUACCCGCAGACGAUACCAGUGUGGACGAGACAGUGCUGGAUGCGGACAACAUCAGCAACAUUAGUGCCAGCACCAGACCGAGUACCAGUGGAUCUCGGAGCAAGUCCUCGUCGCGCAGUAAAUGUUUCUAAAUAUUGUUCAACGUUAACUUUCAAAAAUAAAUCGUAAUUUAUUUUUUCG
Molecule: messenger RNA, 4573 nt
Organism: Drosophila obscura
Lineage: Eukaryota; Metazoa; Arthropoda; Insecta; Diptera; Drosophilidae
Gene: Fancd2
Product: Fanconi anemia group D2 protein homolog
Exons: 14
Coding region: 67-4524 (1485 amino acids)
Biological process (GO): interstrand cross-link repair; homologous chromosome pairing at meiosis; double-strand break repair involved in meiotic recombination
Cellular component (GO): condensed chromosome; nucleus
Molecular function (GO): DNA polymerase binding
Source: RefSeq, a predicted model, not a curated record